Messenger RNA from Lasiodiplodia theobromae, 1062 nucleotides. Its product is annotated as Urod-like protein. The record is from RefSeq and is a predicted model, not a curated record. Bases 1 to 1062 code for a protein of 353 amino acids. Lineage: Eukaryota; Fungi; Ascomycota; Dothideomycetes; Botryosphaeriales; Botryosphaeriaceae. The transcript has a single exon.
AUGGCCGCCGCCGCCGCCACAGCAGAUCUCGGCGUCCACCUCGUCGGCAGCAUCUGCGGCGCCGACUCCGCGCCCACCUCCUUCCGCAAAUGCGCCGCCGCCUUCCCCCGCCGGCUGCGGCGGCUGCCCGACGGCGAGCCCGCGCACCGGCAGGGCUUCAUCGCCUUCCAGCGCGACGUCAUCUCCACCUACGCGCCGCACGUCCUGCGCAGCGACUGGGCCGACCUCUCGCCCGGCCCGGCCAUCCCGCCCGCGGAGAUCGAACGCACGCUCGCGCUGCUCCCCGCCGCCGGCAUCGACACGGGCUACGACGCCGCGGCGCUGGAGUCGUACGCCGCCUUCGCCGCGCUGAAGGCCGAGGGCGUCGUUCCCAAGCCGACGCGCUUCCAGGUGUGCGUGCCGCCGGCGAGCGGCGUCAUGCCGCUGCUGGCCGACGGCUACAAGGCCGCGCUCGAGCCGGUGUGGGAGAGUGCGUUGUUGCGCGCGCUCGAAAAUGUGCAGCGGGGGAUACCGGCGGCGGAGUUGGCGGUCCAGAUCGACGUCGCGAGCGAGGUGGCGACGCUCGAGGGCGCGCACUAUCCGCACGCUGCGCCGUACUACCCGGAGCCGCUGCUGGACUACAUCGUGCAGCGGAUCGUGACGCUGGUGGAUGCGGUGCGGCCGGACGUCCAGGUUGGGCUGCAUAUUUGCUAUGGCGAUAUCGGGCACGAGCACUUCGUGCAGCCGAAGGAUACGGGGUUGAUUGUGGAGCUGGCGACGGCGGUUUUUAGGGCGGCGAAGAGGCCGGUUACGUGGGUGCAUUUGCCGGUGCCGAAGGAUAGGGAUGAUGAGGCGUAUUUUGCGCCGUUGAAUGGUUUGGACUUGGGGGCCACGGAGCUUUAUCUUGGACUGGUACAUCCGAAUGAUGAGGAGGGCACGCAAAGAAGGUUGAAGACUGCUGCCCGGGUACUUGGUCACAGUAAGUUUGGCGUUGGUUCGGAGUGCGGCUUGGGAAGAACUCCGAUCGAAGAGUUUGAUUCUAUCGCAAGGACAAGCACUCAGCUGUCUUCUCCAGUGGUGUAG